Symbiodinium natans is the source of this 278-nucleotide messenger RNA. Lineage: Eukaryota; Dinophyceae; Suessiales; Symbiodiniaceae. The record is from the annotation of a GenBank genome assembly.
GCACGGCCACGAUCAACGCUGCGCCAGGUUGGCAAAAUCAGUACGGCAUUAUGAAGCUGAUGGAUCAUGGCGGAUCGUACCCUGCAGCUACAAUCAACGACCAGGGCAACACAUUCCCAGAUGAUUUCUGCCUGGCUGUUGGUGUGCUACCUUCUGGCUCAAAUUCGACCAACGGCUUUACGCAGAAUGGGAACGGAUACGAUGCUCCCACAAGCGACACUGACUGGCCGAAUGUUGCCCUGCAAGGUGUGCCCAUGCUUAACGUCUGGUUGAAGUGA